AUGGCUCUUGUUCUCAGGUUGUGUGUCUUCCUGAUCCUGCUCUCUGGCUUGGGGACCUCUCACUUUUUGAUAAACCCUCUGAGGAACCUCAGGAAGCGGAGCCUCCCAGAUACGAUUGUGGAUGGCAUCGAGAUAUACAGUACCAAGAUCAACUGCAAAGUGACUUCCCGCUUCGCCCACAAUGUGGUCACGACAAGAGCUGUCAACCGUGCAGACACUGCCAAAGAAGUUUUCUUUGACGUGGAGUUGCCCAAGACAGCUUUCAUCACCAACUUCACCCUGACGAUUGAUGGUGUCACCUACCCUGGAAAUGUGAAGGAAAAAGAAGUUGCCAAAAAGCAGUAUGAGAAAGCUGUGUCCCAGGGCAAGACUGCUGGCUUGGUUAACUUGCAGACAAAGGAGGCACUUUUCCAAAUCUUGAGUGAUAUGAAAAAAGAUGAUUCCCUGAAUUUUAUCCUGUUUAGUUCAGAUGUGAGCACUUGGAAAGAAAAUUUGGUCCCAGCCACUCCCGAGAACCUCAAGGCUGCAAAAGAAUUUGUCCACAACAUACAAGCCACAGGAGCAACCAACAUCAAUGAUGGCCUUCUCAGGGGCAUUGAGAUGGUGAAUAAAGCUCGAGAGAUGGGAAUUGUCCUUGACAGAAGUACAUCUAUAAUCAUCAUGCUGACAGAUGGGGAAGCCAAUGUUGGAGAAAGUAGAGUUGAAAAAAUUCAGGAGAAUGUGAGGAAUGCCAUUGGAGGCAAGUAUCCAUUAUAUAACCUUGGCUUUGGCCAUGAUGUCAAUUAUAACUUCCUGGAAAAGAUGGCUCUGGAAAAUAAUGGGGUGGCCCGACGAAUCUAUGAGGACUCUGAUGCCAACUUGCAAAUGCAGGGUUUCUAUGAUGAAGUGGCCAAUCCGUUGCUCAUCGAUGUAAACUUGCAGUACCCACAGAAUGCCAUCAGUGAUGUCACUCAGAAUAACUACCAGCAUUUCUACGAUGGCUCUGAAAUUGUGGUGGCUGGGAAACUGGUGGACUUUGAGACAAACAGUUUCGUUGCUGACGUGAAGGGACAUGGUGCCUUAAAUGACCUGACCUUCACAGAAGAAGUGGACCUGAAGGAGAUGGAAAAAGCCCUUCAGGAGCAAGAAUACAUCUUUGGAGACUACAUUGAGAGACUCUGGGCCUACCUCACAAUUGAACAACUCCUAGAAAAGCGGAAGAAUGCUCAGGGGGAGGAGAAGGAGAACCUGACAGCUCAAGCUCUGGAACUGUCUCUAAAGUACCACUUUGUGACACCACUGACAUCCAUGGUGGUCACCAAACCUGAAGACAAUGAAGAAUCAGAGGCCAUUGCAGACAAGCCUGGGGAAGAAGUGAAGGCUGAUCACAUCAUGCAAACCUAUGCAACCCAAGUCAAUUACCAGCCUCCAUCCACUCCCUAUUACUUUGUGGAUGGAGACCCACACUUUAUCAUUGAAGUGCCCCAAAAGGAUGACGCUCUCUGCUUCAACAUUGAUGAGGAGCCAGGGGUGGUGCUGAACCUCAUCCAGGACCCAGACACAGGGAUCACAGUUAAUGGGGAGAUUAUUGGAGAAAAGAAAGCCAGUUCAGAAACAACGAAAAGAAAGUCAUAUUUUGGGAAACUUGGGAUCAUUGACCCACAAAUGGACUUGAAGAUUGAAGUGACAACACAGAAGAUCACUCUGUGGAGUGGAGGGAGAAGGAAUAGCUUUUCCUGGAUGGACACAGUCACUAUCACACAGAAUGGUCUGUCAGUGGCCAUCAACAGGAAGAAAAACAUGGUGGUCUCCAUUGGAGAUGGAGUCACCUUUGUGAUUGUCUUACACCCAGUGUGGAAGAAACAGGACUUCCUUGGGUUAUAUACAGUUGACAGUCACCGGAUGUCAACACGAACACAUGGACUACUGGGACAAUUCUUCCAUCCUUUUGACUUUGAAGUUUUUGAUGUCCGGGCAGGUUCUGACCCCAAGAAGCCUGAUGCCACAAUGAUAGUGAAAAAUAAUAAGUUGACAGUCACCAGGGGUUCACAGAGAGACUAUAGGAAGGACUCUGGCCAUGGUUCCAAGGUCUUCUGCUGGUUUGUCCAUGACAAUGGAUCUGGGCUGAUUGAUGGUGUCCACACUGACUAUAUUGUACCUGACCUAUUCUACUCCAGUCCAACUCACUUCUAAUCAGAGAAACAGACAAAAGACUGGAUUCCAAGAGAUAAAAUAAAGAGUGGUUUGGC
Molecule: messenger RNA, 2228 nt
Organism: Gracilinanus agilis (Agile Gracile Mouse Opossum)
Lineage: Eukaryota; Metazoa; Chordata; Mammalia; Didelphimorphia; Didelphidae
Gene: ITIH3
Product: inter-alpha-trypsin inhibitor heavy chain 3
Exons: 18
Coding region: 1-2172 (723 amino acids)
Biological process (GO): hyaluronan metabolic process
Molecular function (GO): serine-type endopeptidase inhibitor activity
Source: RefSeq, a predicted model, not a curated record